AUGGCCAUACGAGCUCUUUCGGCUAUCGUCAAGGCUAUUACACCUCCCGUUGAGGUUCCCGUUCCCGUGUACCGCAAGGACUUGCCCCCUAUUGAAGAAUGCAUGUUACCCGAGAGUUUAAUGGCAAGAAAACAUGCAGCACACGCAGUCCAAACAUGGAAAAAAUUCAACCUCUAUUUUACGGCCCCUGUUCUCCUUCUCGUAACGUUUUUCACGAUUCCCAAAGAAAUAGCUCAUAUUCGGCACUUGCAAGAGCAUCCGAAAGAAUGGCAAAACUUUGUUUAUAUGCGUAAGAGGAAGAAUGCCUAUCCCUGGGGAAAUAGUAAUCUGUUUUAUUAUCCGAAUGCCAAUCCUAAACCGCCGGAAGAAGAAGAUGAAGGGAAUGAGUAA
Molecule: messenger RNA, 390 nt
Organism: Spizellomyces punctatus DAOM BR117
Lineage: Eukaryota; Fungi; Chytridiomycota; Chytridiomycetes; Spizellomycetales; Spizellomycetaceae
Exons: 3
Coding region: 1-390 (129 amino acids)
Cellular component (GO): mitochondrial inner membrane
Source: RefSeq, a predicted model, not a curated record